Eurypyga helias (sunbittern) is the source of this 2043-nucleotide messenger RNA. RefSeq names its product integrin, alpha 11 (gene ITGA11). NCBI's taxonomy places the organism in Eukaryota, Metazoa, Chordata, Aves, Eurypygiformes, Eurypygidae. Gene Ontology annotation, cellular component: external side of plasma membrane; integrin complex. Gene Ontology annotation, molecular function: integrin binding. The annotation marks the transcript as partial. The transcript is spliced from 15 exons. Gene Ontology annotation, biological process: cell adhesion mediated by integrin; integrin-mediated signaling pathway; cell-cell adhesion. The record is from RefSeq and is a predicted model, not a curated record.
CUCGGAAGCGUUUCAGAAAGGUGGCCGAAAAGGGGCAAAGAGAGUAAUGAUUGUAAUCACAGAUGGAGAGUCGCACGACAGCCCAGACCUGGAGAAGGUGAUUGAGGACAGCGAGAAGGACAACGUCACCAGAUACGCGGUGGCGGUGUUGGGUUAUUAUAACAGACGAGGAAUCAAUCCCGAAGCCUUUUUGAACGAGAUAAAAUUUAUCGCAAGCGACCCGGAUGACAAGCACUUCUUUAAUGUCACAGACGAAGCAGCACUCAAAGACAUCGUGGAUGCGCUGGGGGAGAGGAUAUUUAGCUUGGAAGGAACCAACAAGAAUGAAAUUUCCUUUGGCCUGGAAAUGUCACAGACUGGAUUUUCAUCGCAUGUUGUGGAAGACGGGAUCUUGCUGGGGGCAGUGGGUGCCUACGACUGGAAUGGAGCCGUCCUGAAGGAAACCAGCAGUGGGAAGGUCAUUCCCCUGCGGGAAUCUUAUCUCCAGGAGUUCCCGGAGGAGCUGAAAAAUCACGGAGCAUAUUUAGGUUACACCGUCUCCUCCGUCAUAUCCACCAAGCACGAGCGGAUUUAUGUCGCGGGAGCGCCUAGGUUCAACCACACCGGGAAAGUGAUCAUCUUCAGCAUGCACAACAACCGAAACCUCACCAUCCAUCAGGCACUGAAGGGAGAGCAGAUCGGCUCCUACUACGGCAGCGAGAUCAACUCCCUCGACGUCAACGGUGACGGCGUCACGGAUGUUCUGCUGGUGGGAGCCCCCAUGUACUUCAGCGAGGGCAGGGAGAGGGGGAAGGUCUAUGUCUACACGCUGCGGGAGAACCGCUUCGUUUCCAGCGGUGCCCUCGUAGACCUGCAGAGCUACCAGAACUCCCGCUUCGGCUCCUGCAUCGCUGCCGUGCCGGACCUCAACCAGGACUCCUACAACGACCUUGUCGUGGGGGCACCUUUGGAGGAUGAGCACCAAGGAGCAAUAUACAUCUUCCUCGGCUUUGAAGAGACCAUCCUGAAGAAGUACAAGCAGCGGAUAGCAGCUGCGGACCUUGCGCCAGGUCUGAUGUAUUUUGGAUGCAGCAUCCACGGACAGCUGGACCUGAAUGAAGAUGGGCUCGUAGACUUGGCCGUCGGCUCUCUGGGGAACGCGGUGCUGUUGUGGUCCCGCAGCGUGGUCCAGAUCAACGCCAGCAUCCGCUUUGAGCCCUCCAAGAUCAACAUCUUCACCAAGGACUGCAAGCGGAACGGAAAGGAUGCCACCUGCAUGUCGGCCUUUGUCUGCUUCACUGCUGUCUUCCUCUCGCCUCACUUCCAGACAGCCAGCGUGGCGCUGCGGUACAACGCAACCAUCGACGAGCGCAGGUACACGCCGCGGGCUCACCUGGACGAGAGCGGGGAGCGGCACACGCAGAAGGGGCUGGUGCUGCUGGCCGGGCAGGAGCACUGCGACAGGCUCCAGUUCCACGUCUUGGACACAGCUGACUACGUGAAGCCGGUGACCUUCUCCAUCGACUACGAGCUGGAGCACCCCGAGAACGGCCCCAUGCUGGACGACGGCUGGCCCACCUCACUCAAGGUCUUGGUCCCAUUCUGGAACGGGUGCAAUGAGGAUGAGCACUGUGUCCCUGACCUGGUCCUGGAUGCCAGAAGCGAUGUGCCCAGUGCCAUGGAGUACUGCCGGCGGGCUCUGCGGCGGGCACCGCCGGACUGCUCAGCCUUCACCCUCUCCUUCGACACCUCCGUCUUCGUCAUCGAGAGCAGCAGGAGGAGGGUGGCUGUGGAAGCGGCGCUGGAGAACCGGGGCGAAAACGCGUACAGCACGGUCCUCAACAUCUCCUUCUCCAGGAACCUCCAGUUUGCCAGCUUGAUCCCCAAGGAUGACACGGACAUCAACAUUGACUGCAUGACUGACGACAAGCACCCCAACAAGAAAGUGUGCAACGUGAGCUACCCGUUCUUCCGAGCCAAGGCCAAGGUAGCUUUUCGCCUGGAUUUUGAAUUCAGCAAGUCGAUUUUCCUUCAAAGCAUGGAAAUCUACUUGAUUGCCAACAG